Molecule: messenger RNA, 1026 nt
Organism: Microdochium trichocladiopsis
Lineage: Eukaryota; Fungi; Ascomycota; Sordariomycetes; Xylariales; Microdochiaceae
Exons: 1
Coding region: 1-1026 (341 amino acids)
Source: RefSeq, a predicted model, not a curated record
AUGCUCGCCCAGGACCGGAUCCGGCGGAAGCCCAUGCACGCCACCCAGGAUCCGGCCGUGUAUGCCCACUCGCGCACCCGCACGACUUCCUCCAGUGUCUUCCCCGGCGGUUAUCCCCAGGCUCCUCUCCCUCUGCACCUCCAACAACCUCCCUCCGCCUACGGACACUCCCGCCGCUCGCCCUCGGUCGGCACCUUCAGCACUGUCGCCUCUUCCAAUGCACCUCCCGCCGCUUUUCGCACCUCGCCCACUUCAGAGCUUCGGAGGAGUACCUCGUCCCGCUCUGGCGGCAGCACUCAGCCCACCAGCUAUGUCGCUCUCCUCCGCAAGCAAAAGGCCACUGUCUGGUGUGACCGCGCCCAGUACGAAGACCCGCGCCUCGUCGCCCAGCAGAAAGCUGCCAAGCACAGGGCUAGCCAGGAGGUUUCUGGUCGCACGGGCGGCCGCACUUCCACGGGAAUCAGCGGGCCCGGCAAGGUCGCCGCCAAGAUUCGUCAUCAUGGCAAGCCCGGUGUCGUUGGGUACGCUCCCGAGAACAACUACAUUGGUGUAGGCGGCGUCCCCAUGCGUCUCAGCGCCACCGAAGUCGAGGGCGAGGACUCCGACGACGAUGACCCUGCCCAGCGUCUGCACCAUCGUCGCACCGGCAGCAGCGGCCGUAGUAGCACUGCCAGCCGCCGCGGCAACGCUGGGUAUCGCACCUCCACCAUCCUGGCUCAGGGUAGCACAGGCAAGAGAUGGAGUCCCAACGGCAGCACUCUCGAGGAUCAAGGGCCGUUCCAGCCUGGCGAGCCCGUCGAGCGUGCCCAGAGCACGCACAGCGGCAGCAGUGCCGAGCGCGCUGAUGCCCUGCCUGAUCUCGCCCCCACCAAUGCUGCACGCAUGGCUAGCAACAGCUUGCUCAACGCCGCCCUCACCCGCGAAAAGAGUGUCCGGAACCCAGAAGAUCUGAAGCGCCGGGGCAGCGUGGACGAGCGGACCAUGACUCUUACCUCUGGCCGCCUGUUCAUCGCCAAUCCCGACUAA